AUGUGCACUUUUAUCCUUGUGGCAGAAGAUGGUGUCGUAUACUCCUGCAUGGGGCCUGAAAAUUUGGCCCAAAAACUAUAUAGCGAGCGCAUCCCCCCGAAAAAUAGAAGAAAAAAAAUAUCCACCAAAUCUUUAAACAUGGCUGCCCCAGCUUCCAACUACAAAGUCGCCGACAUUUCUCUUGCUGCCUUCGGCAGAAAGGACAUUGAGUUGUCCGAAAACGAAAUGCCAGGUUUGAUGUACAUCAGAAAGAAGUACGGCCCAGCUCAACCUUUGAAGGGCGCUAGAAUUGCCGGAUGUUUGCACAUGACCAUCCAAACCGCUGUUUUGAUUGAAACUUUGGUUGCUCUUGGUGCCGAAGUUACUUGGUCGUCGUGUAACAUUUUCUCUACCCAGGACCACGCUGCUGCUGCCAUUGCCGCUGCUGGUGUGCCAGUUUUCGCUUGGAAGGGUGAGACCGAAGAGGAGUACUUGUGGUGUAUCGAGCAACAAUUGUUCGCUUUCAAGGACGGCAAGAAGUUGAACUUGAUUUUGGAUGACGGUGGAGACUUGACCACUUUGGUUCACCAAAAGCACCCAGAGAUGUUGGAGGGCUGUUACGGUUUGUCUGAGGAGACCACCACUGGUGUCCACCACUUGUACAAGAUGUUGAGAGACGGUCUCUUGAAGGUCCCAGCCAUUAACGUCAACGACUCCGUCACCAAGUCCAAGUUCGACAACUUGUACGGAUGCAGAGAAUCUCUUGUCGAUGGUAUCAAGAGAGCUACCGACGUUAUGAUUGCCGGUAAAGUCGCUGUUGUUGCUGGUUUCGGUGAUGUCGGAAAGGGUUGUGCUAUGGCUUUGCACGGUAUGGGUGCCAGAGUGAUUGUCACUGAAAUUGACCCAAUUAACGCUUUGCAAGCUGCCGUUUCCGGUUACCAAGUUGCCCCUAUGGAAGAGGUUGCUUCCAUCGGUCAAAUUUUCGUCACUACCACUGGUUGCCGUGACAUCAUCACUGGUGAGCACUUUAACCAAAUGCCAGAGGACGCCAUUGUGUGUAACAUUGGUCACUUUGACAUUGAAAUCGACGUUGCUUGGUUGAAGGCUAACUGCGAGUCCGUUGUCAACAUCAAGCCUCAAGUCGACAGAUACUUGAUGAAGAACGGUCGUCACAUCAUCUUGUUGGCUGAAGGUAGAUUGGUCAACUUGGGUUGUGCCACUGGUCACUCUUCUUUUGUCAUGUCUUGUUCUUUCUCCAACCAAGUCUUGGCUCAAAUCGCUUUGUUCAACGCUGACAACGCUGAGUUCAACGCUCAAUUCCCAGAGUUUGGCAAGUCCGGUAAGUUCGACGUCGGUGUGCACUUGUUGCCAAAGAUCUUGGACGAGACUGUCGCCAAGUGUCACUUGGACCACUUGGGUGCCAAGUUGUCCGUCUUGUCUGACGUUCAAGCCGAGUACUUGGGCAUUCCAAAGGAAGGUCCAUUCAAGGCUGACAUCUACAGAUACUAG
This is a messenger RNA of Clavispora lusitaniae ATCC 42720, 1488 nucleotides long. It is a transcript of the gene SAH1, whose product is annotated as adenosylhomocysteinase. The record is from RefSeq and is a predicted model, not a curated record. Gene Ontology annotation, biological process: L-methionine cycle. Lineage: Eukaryota; Fungi; Ascomycota; Pichiomycetes; Serinales; Metschnikowiaceae. Gene Ontology annotation, cellular component: cytosol. Gene Ontology annotation, molecular function: adenosylhomocysteinase activity.